Molecule: messenger RNA, 3790 nt
Organism: Etheostoma cragini (Arkansas darter)
Lineage: Eukaryota; Metazoa; Chordata; Actinopteri; Perciformes; Percidae
Product: synaptic vesicle glycoprotein 2B-like
Exons: 15
Coding region: 591-2657 (688 amino acids)
Biological process (GO): transmembrane transport; chemical synaptic transmission
Cellular component (GO): membrane
Molecular function (GO): transmembrane transporter activity
Source: RefSeq, a predicted model, not a curated record
GGGAGAGAGAAAGGAGGCUGGCACUAUCCUUUCCUGCCCUAAUCUGUCAGCUAUGUCUGUUGUGUUGCUGCUGGUAACACAGUAAGGGAACUUCAGACUAGAAUUUUUAAGGCUACAAAUGAAUUUUAAGACAGAUUUGUUGUGAAGCCUGGACACCAUCGAUUGGAUGUGAACUUCAGUAUCUGGUCUGAAGUGAAAAUUGAAGACAAGAUCUGACAGCACUCUGGAAUACCCCCCAGGACCACCAUAACGGAACCUGAGACAGACACAUUACUACCUAUAUUUGCUUUUAUCUAGCAAAUCUUGACUGUGUAAGCUGCACUGCAUAGCAAUUAGGUGAAUGGGUAGAUGUUAAAAUCAUUUUUCACUAUUGUCUAUAAAAGCCAAUGAAAGGCAAAAAGUGUCUGUAACUAAAGACUUUGACACUAGUUGGCAUAAUUGGCUAAUUAAUUAAUCAUGCUGAACUAAAAGAUAAAACGUGCAGGUUUAUUUCCAUCACUUAUUUCUGAAGUUUAACAGCAGUCUAGCCAAACAAAACCCUUCUACUUGCUGUAAAAUUAGCUUUUAGCCUAGCAGGCCAAGUAAGCCAAAUGGCUGACCCGUGGCAAAACAACACAUACCACCAAGGGGGAGGUGACAGCUACGGGAGCUAUGGAGAAGGUGGUGGCCAUGAUGGAUAUGGUUAUCAGGCAGACUAUCCUCCCCAAGAAGAGGAUGCAGCAAGUGACGUGACCGAAGGACAUGAUGAAGAGGAUCAAAUGUACGAAGGAGAAUAUCAAGGGAUACCACAUCCUGACGAGGUGAAGGCUGCACAGAGAGCCGCACGGGCUAAGGCUCGAGCAACCGGCAGUGCAAUCUCUGAACUAGAAGAGUUAUCAGAACAAUACGAAGACAUAAUGGAGGACUGUGGCCACGGGAAGUUCCAGUGGACGCUCUUUUUGGUCCUGGGUCUGGCUCUGAUGGCUGAUGGAGUUGAAUGUUUUGUGGUAGCGUUUGUUCUACCAUCGGCAGAAAAGGAUCUGUGUCUCUCCAAUGCAGAGAAAGGCAUGUUAGGUUUGACCGUCUUUCUGGGCAUGAUGGUAGGAGCAUUCGUGUGGGGGGGUCUGGCAGACAAAGUUGGUCGUCGGCGCUGCCUGGUUGUGGCACUAGCAAUAAACUGUGUCUUUGUCUUCCUGUCUUCGUUCGCGCAAGGCUACGGCUUCUUCCUCUUCUUCAGGCUGCUGUCUGGCGUUGGAAUUGGUGGCACAGUGCCGAUCGUGUACUCGUACUUCUCCGAAUUUCUUCAAAUGGACAAGCGAGGAGAGCAUCUGUCCUGGUUGUGCAUGUUUUGGAUGAUUGGUGGGAUUUACGCUUCGUUCACUGCCUGGGGAAUCAUACCCAGAUACGGCUGGGGGUUCAGCAUGGGCACAGAGUUCCAGUUCCACAGUUGGCGGGUGUUUGUCCUGGUUGCGGCUCUUCCUGCGAUUGCCUCUCUGGUUGGACUUACCUUCAUGCCGGAAAGUCCCCGCUUCCUCCUGGAGAAUGCCAAGCAUGAUGAGGCGUGGAUGAUCCUGAAGCAGGUCCAUGACACCAACUGGAGGGCCAAGGGUCAGCCAGAAAAAGUCUUUACUGUGACUCACAUCAAGGCUCCUAAAACAGCAGAGGAUGAGUUUAUAGAAAUUCAGAGUGCUACAGGAACACCUGUACAACGAUGGGCUGUACGCUCACUAACACUCUGUAAACUGGUGUUGAGGAACAUAGCAUCACUCCUCUCUGCAGAGCUGAGGCUUGCCACACUCUUUAUGGCCAUCAUCUGGUUCUGCAUGGCGUUCAGUUACUAUGGUCUGUCUGUUUGGUUCCCUGAUAUGAUCAAACACCUUCAGUAUGAGGAGUACGAGGCCAAGGUGAAGGUGUUCCAUAAAGAACGAGUGGAGAACUUCCAUUUUAACUUUUCCUUGGAGAACCAGAUUCAUAAAGAAGGGGAAUACAUCCAUGACAAGUUCAUCAGUAUAGAGAUGAAGUCGGUGAAGUUUGAAAGUUCACUGUUUGAAGACUGUCGCUUUGAAGACAUCAGGUCCACAGACACUGUGUUUGAGAACUGCACCAUCCGUUCCACUGUCUUCUAUAAUACAGACCUGUGGGAGGAGAAAUUCAUUGACUGUAAGAUGGAGAACACCACCUUUGAGCACAAUAAAUAUGGCUGCCACCUGGAUACUGUUGAGGAGAACGACGUUCUAAUUUACCUGGUCAGCUUCCUGGGCAGUCUGGCUGUGCUGCCAGGCAACAUCAUCUCAGCCCUCUUCAUGGAGAAGAUUGGCAGGGUCAAGAUCAUAGGUGGCUCGAUGCUCAUCUCAGCAGGCUGCACGUUCCUCCUGUUUCUGAGCUUCAGCCAAUCAGCCAUCAUUGCCAUGCAGUGUCUGUUCUGUGGCGUCAGUGUUGCUGCAUGGAAUGGCAUCGAGGUUGUGACCGUGGAGCUGUACCCUACUUCUAAAAGGGCCACAGCAUUUGGCGUGCUGAACGCUCUGUGCAAGCUGGCUGCUGUGCUCGGCAGCUCCAUCUUUGCCAGCUUUGUGGGCAUUACCAAAGUUGUCCCCAUCCUGCUGUCCUUCACUGCGCUAGUGUGUGGUGGCCUGGUGGCCCUCAAACUACCCGAAACGCGAGAGAGAAUCCUUCAGUGAGGUCAUAUGAGAUCCAGGGGGUGGGAAUCAUGAGGGGAGGUAGAGACAAAAACAUCACGCUUAAUGUUAGAAGCUUUUCUUAUUGGAAUUGACUUCACUCUGCAUUGAAAAUAAAGCAGGAUUAGCUUAUACAUACUAAAUGCAAAUGCCAAUCUCUAACUGUAUUACUACUUACUAUCUCAGUUUAUACAGAGGGUAGGUGACCCUUUCACUAAUGGCAAUGAUGGCAGGUAUAGGGUUUAGGUGUUCACAAGUGUCAUUGUUUAAAUGGAAACUGAGAAAAAAUAUGUAUUUCUUAGUUUAUUUCGUAGUUUUAUUUCGAGAAAAUAUUCAUGCAACUGGCAACCUCAACAUGACCUGAAAGUUCAGUCCCAGAGGAUAACUCCAUUCUUGACUCCCGUGAUAAUUGGUGGGUGGGCUGUGGUUGCUUUUGCCUUACCAUACACUACCAGUUUUUAACAUCUCAUUGCAUCAAACUAAUAAAGAGGCUUAUUAGCAAUGAAUACUGCAGCGGAGUAAAUUGAAGUCAAAGAACUAUAUAUUUGUAUUGAAAUGCAAAUGUUCCUCUAUUGUGCUGUAUGUUUUGCACGAAUAGUAUAACCUCUCCUUGGGAGUUCAGUCUGAUACUAAUAUCCUCCUGCCAUUAGUACAGGGAAAAACACAUCCUCAGUUGGCUUUACCUUUGCAGAAAACGUGCACAUUUGCUUUUCUAUUUCCAUCUGACCUAGACUUUUGGAUGAGUAUUUUCUGGACACCAAUCUUUUGACCCGGUUAGGCCCUGUUAGAAAUCACUUGGUCUGUUGAAUGUGGUUACUGUUUUUCAUUUUCCUUUUGAAUCAACUUACGGAUGUUUUUUUUCACUUUCUCAUUUGUUUUGUUGUUUUUGUUAUGGAUCUAAACUUUUAGUUGAGUUAUCGCACCAUCUUGUGGAAAAAAACUGAAAACCACAGUUCAUUUGGUCUUCCUGUUUGCUGGUACAAUAGAAGUCCUGCUGUAUGGGUGCCAUGUCAUUUCUCCGACUCUCCAUUGUUCCGACCUCUCAAUAACCCGAAAAAUUCCCUUUGGUUCUACAGCCCACUAGUCCAACGUCCCAUUGUUUUGAAAAAAAUAAACCUCUGCUCCGACAUCCUAUU